AUGAGGAGUCUCCUGUGGUUUGGUGCCCUCGUGGCUGUUGCGCUCGGCACCGAGACCUUUGUGGGGUACGUAGACACAAGCUCGGGGGGUCCGUGUCGUGAUUUACCUAGCUCCACUUUCCAUCUCCAGGUAGCAGAAAGAGAGACAGACACAGACAGACAGACAGAUAGAUAGAUAGAUAGAUAGAUAGAUAGAAUAGUCCAGGGAAAUGGAAAUGCUUGACUUGUGUUUUUUUUGUGUGUGUGUUUUUUGGGGUUUUUUUUUUUACUUGAACCAAGCUGCAGCUAGUUCUGCAUUUUAUUUUAUAGGUUUUGUUUUCCACAUUUCAUUUCAUUUUUUGUUUAUUUUUUAUACUGUAUUUUUCGCUCCAUAAGACACACCUGGCCAUAAGACACACCUGACCUUUCGUAAGUAAUAACUGAAGGAGCAGCUGUGUUGGAGGCAUUUAUUUGAUAUCUUGUGCUCUACGCCGGGAAGAUUUUCUGUUUCGUAGCUUGAUGUGAAAUUCUUUUUGCAUCUACUGAAGAAAACAGCAUUACAGCGGAACCUAGUGACGGAACACAAGUAUUACAGCUCUAAUUUAGAUCAUCAACUAAACCAGGCAUGGCCAAAGUUGGCCCUCCAGAUGUUUUGGAACUACAGUUCCCAUCAUCCCUGACCACUGGUCCUGUUAGCUAGGGAUGAUGUAGUCCUAACACAUCUGGAGGGCCAACUUUGGCCAUGCUUGAACUAACGGAUGUAUAUUGGGCAUUGGGGAGGUGGGGCGUGGAGACACACAUUCCUCUGUCCCAUUCCACCAGUGCUGCCUGACUAGACAACCAGCAAGCACAGAAGCCCGUGGGGGAAAUUCAGCUAGCCAGCCACAGAAUGACAACCACGUUUAUCCUUCACGAAAGCCCAUCAUCAGGUGUGCUAUUUGACGGCAGCAAAGGCUCACAUAACUUGUCUCUGCAGUCACCAGGUGCUGAGGAUCUUUGCUGCAGAUGAAUUCCAAGUGGAGAAGGUGAAGGAGCUGGAAGCUCUUGAGCAUCUUCAGGUAAUGCCUUGGAGCAGAGAUGCAGGUGGGGUUGUUUAUCUCUGUUCGAUGUAACACCCCUUCAUGGACUGGUUGAAUGCAGGAUGUGCUGGACCCGGGGGUAGCCCAAGCCACAGGUUCAGGUCUGGUCCCGAAUCCAAGGGUUCCGCAAGGAGUCAGUCCGACAGGGCCAAGGCAGGACACGAGGCAGGAAACCAGGCAAGGACAGGCACAGGAUCACAGGCAGGUUCUGGCAAACAGCAACGUUGCUCCCGCAACCUGGGGCGGGAUCCAACAGCCUUUUAUCUCUGUCGGGGUAACGGCCGGUCCUGAUCCCCCGAUGACUCACCUCCCUGUCUCGCCCGAAGGCAAGUACUCCUCCUGCAAGUACUCAGGUCUCUCCUUCUCUCAGUCUCUGCAGCUUGGGAGACGUCGGUGGGUUACUAGACCCAGAGGCCGCCUCAGCCUCCCCUGACCAUACCAGUAGUGGAGCAGCUGUACGUGAUGGCCCAGCUAAAGGCAACGAGGUCAUCCCCGCAUCUGGAGCCAGGGCAGGCUCAGGCCCCUGACUCGGCCCAGCUGGUGCUUGUUGCAGGGGAACCUGUGCAGACUGGGGCUCUUCAGAAUCAGGCCCCAGACCUGGUUCAGAUGCCGCCUGUGGCAAAGGAUCCGGUGCGGACUGAGACUCCUCUGGCUCCGAGUCUGAGCCCAAGUCCCAGGCCAUCACAGAGGGGAGCGGUGGGAGACAUCAGUUGGGGAACCCCAAGCGAAGAAGGCUCAGAGCCUGGGGAGUGGUGGUGGGACGACCAUGAGUGGUCAGGGAGAGAAGAGGGAGAAGACUGGGAGGAGGAGGUGUCAGAAGCUGAAGAGGCAACAGGGCUUAGUGAGCUGGGAGAGGCUGUGGCAGACAGCAGUCCAGAAUCAGAGGUAGAAUCAGAGGCUGGAGAGGAGGAGGGCUGAGAGGCAGAGAUGAGUCAGGCUGGUGAAGAAGACAGGGAGUCUCCGCUCCUGCUGCGACUAGCUCCCCUACCUCUGGUCUCCCAGAACCAGGAGAGGGAUGAAGUAAGAGGAGCAAAGAGGAGCAAAUGCUGGCAUAGUCUCAAAUUGCUUGGGAACAACCUGGAAGAGAAGGAGACUUAGGCUAUGGUUACCAGAUUUUUUUCAUUGAAUCCGGGGACACUUUUUUUCUUUUCUCUUUUUUAAGCUGAGUAGCAACAGGGAGCCAGUAGUGGGGACGGUGAGGCAAAAGACCCUGGGCCCAAGCACGCAUGCAUAUUGUAUAAAGGUGCAAAACCCUUCUUUCGCACCCUGUGAAACAUAAAUGUUUUUUAAAAAACUGGGCAACAGCACACUGCCCACCCGUGACUCCUGAGUCUCCUCCAGUCUCCUUCCCCCUUUGUUUUGACAGAUCGGGGGAGGCUCGGGAGUCGCGGGCGGGUGUCCGUUGCCCGAGGGGGGGGGGCACACGGUUUCUCUGCCAGGCAAGGUGCAAAGCCUUCUUUCACACCCUGUGAAACAGAAAUGUGCAGAGUUUUUAAAAAACUGGGCAACGGCUGGCCGCUCGAGACUCCCGAGCCUCCCCCGAACAGUCAAAACAAAGGGAGAAUGGGGCAGGAGAUCUGUACUGCUGGACGUCCCCAGUUCCCCUUCGGCAGUGGCAGCGGCAGUUAGCAGCCGGGAGCCAGCCUGGUAGCGCAGUUGGCUCUGGCUGGCUUCAGGAGCUGCUCGCUGCCGUGGCGCCUGCCAUUUUUCCUCUACAGAAGUCCCCAUAUGAUGUGUUGUGCACAAGACACAUCAUAUGGGGACUUCCGGUGAGGAAAAAUGGCGGGUGCCACGGCAGCGAGCAGCUCCUGAAGCCAGCCAGAGCCAACUGCGCUACCAGGCUGGCUCCGGGCUGCUGAGGCUGCCGCUACCACGUUUCCCGGGGACAGAUUUGCAAAUCCGGGGACGUCUGGUAACCCUAACCUAGGCAGCUGUGGGAAGGAGGGGACCUUCAGUCCCCACAACUGCCCCAUGGAGCAAGAUCUACUGGGAUGAGUUGCUGAGCUCACUAGGCCUGGCCUCCUGAGUAGACCUUGUGUUCAUGAAUGAAGACUUGUCUUCACUGAUGCCGUGUGAUUUAUUGCCUGGCUCCCUGCCCCUGACACCCACCCUGGGACUUUACAGCGAAUGGCAGCUGAAUGGAGGAGUGGGUGGAUAGACAGAGAGAUACCGUAUUGGCCCGAAUAUAAGCCGCACCCGCAAAUAAGCCACACCUUUGAAAUUCAAGGGGGGGUGUGGAAUAAAAAAAGACAAUACCCAAAUAUAAGCCGCUCCCUUAAAAUUGGGUUACAGGCUGAAAAUCGCUGCGGUUGGUAGAACUGUAACUCUGAGCCAAUUUAAGCCUUUGAUCUUGCAAGCCUGCAAAAGUUACCUUACAAUUGCUAAAAUUGCAAAUCGCUAUUCUAUUGCUAUAAUUCCGCAGGCACUCACACCGGCAAAUAGCAAAUGAACAGUCUCAAUCUCGCAAAUCGGCAAUAAAACAUUCUUUUGUUCCGUUUUACCGUAUGCCUGUUUCAGCAGCGAUAUUGUAAAAGCCAAUUUUUGUAAGGUGGCGAAUUUAAGCCGUACUUUAACUUUUCACUGUCGGAAUUUGGGGCGGGGGGGGGGAGGUAGAUAAGGGCUGUAACUCAGUGAGCAGAACAUCUGCUUGCAUGCAAAAGGUCCCAGAUUCAGUAGAAGGUCCCAGGUUCAGUACCAUCUCCACGAAGGGCUAGGAAUAUCCCGCCUGAAACCCUGGGCAGCUGCUGCCAGUCAGUGUCAGACAAUACUGACCUAGAUGGAACAAUGUCUGACUCAAUAUAAGGCAGCUCCCCAGGUUCCAAAGCCAGCAAGGCAAUUCUUACAUUAAUGCACCACAGGAGAGAUUGCAAAACACAAGGCCAUAGACAUAUAUUAAACUAAUACCUUUCUCCUCCAGCUGGAUUUCUGGCGCCACCCAGUUCACUCCGAGUUCCCCAUAGACGUGCGUGUCCCAUUCGAGAGCCUCCAAGGAGUCAAGGUGUUCCUGGAAUCCAAUGGCAUCCGUUAUUCCAUCAUGAUCCAGGACCUUCAGGUCAGUGACCUGCCCAGAUGACAAGGGAAACGGGUGCAGGUGCGUGUGGCCUGCAAAGCAAGGCCUGGCCCAGUUCUGUCCUUCAAGACCUCACUUCUACCACCGUCUAAUGGUAGGGUUGACCCUGCUGUAUAAACCUGUGUGUUGUCAGCCCUGAGACCUGACACCAGGGCCGGCUGCUGGUUCUUGAGGGACCUCAGGCAAGCCUCCCCUCAGAGGCACCUCUCCCUGACUGAGUCUACCUUCUCACCGCCACUAUCAUGCUGGAGACAAACCUCUUUAACCUAGGCUGUGUACACAGUACAAUGAAUCCUGAGUACAAUAGUUUAUCUAUCACCAGCAACCCUUAACAAACUAUGGUGCCUAGAAUUUUUUGAGGGGGGAAAUGUGUCUCAGGUGUGCUUUAAAAGUAUUAUGUGUAUGCUGUCCAAAUCAUUGAAACCUCAGAUAUAUGCUGUGCACACACUCCUGUUUCCACUGGGAGAGUUCAAAGGCUUUAUUCAUGCAAGAGCAGGAACUAUUUGAAGGUUAUAAGAGAGAACCACAAAAUGGCUCAGCUUUUAGGGGCAGAGUUAACUUAGAGAUUUCACAAGUAAGUGCUGGCUAGGUUGCUAGACAAGCCAUGGGCUUGUGUGGUUUAAAGUAACAUGUGCAUUAGCUACAAACUCAAGAAAAGGGAGUGUGCUUUUGUCCAACAACCCCCACUCCUCCCUGACUCUUCCCAUUGUCCCUUCCAGUCACUGGUGGAUGAGGAGAAGCUUUUCAUGUCCCGCCAACAUUUUAUGCCCCGGUCGAUUGAGACAUUUAACUAUGCUUCUUACCACAAUUUGGAUGAGGUGAGUGAAAUAAAUGCAUACUUGUUGUAACUGCAAAUAUCCCAUUUCAAUGUGAUUAUUUUAUAUGGGGAGCAAAAACAUGGGUUUAGGAGAGAGGGUAAAAAUAUUUUCCAGCUAAUGCUUUGAUAGCAGAAAUACCUAUCACUUUUUGUUGCUGCUUUAGGUACAUUUCUCUCCUGUUUAUUGCUUCCUGAACUUGUAUGUAAUCUUAUUGGAUGGGAUGGGAUGAUGUCAUGACUAUGCUAUAUCAGGGCUAGGCAACCUAAGGCCUGAGGGCCGGAUCCGGCCCAAUCCCCUUCUCAAUCCAGCCCGCAGACAGUCCUGGAAUCAGCGUGUUUUUACAUGAGUAGAAUGUGUCCUUUUAUUUCAAAUGCAUCUCUGGGUUAUUUGUGGGGCAUAGGAAUUUGUUCAUUCCCCCCCCCCCCCAAAAUAUAGUCUGGCCCACCACAUGGUCUGAGGGACGGUGGACCGGUCCACUGCUGAAAAAGGUUGCUGACCCCUGUGCUACUGUAUAUAGUCAAACAGGUUUGCCAAUGUGGGGACAAUACUGAGGGUUAACCAAGCCACUUGAGAGUGAGGGCAUUCUGGGCUCAUCACUUCACCAGUCCAAGCCAAUCAGAGACCACACAGUGAAUAGGAUGUGUAAAUAGCCAAUCAGGGGUGGUUACGUCGUGACAUCACCUUGGGCAAAGUCAACUGAGAGAGCAAGCGAGCGAGGGCAAUGGUAGUGGAUAGGUGGAAAUUUUUGCAAGUGUUAUCAAAAUGUCAUCAAACAAGGGGGAUGCUUUUCAAGCUGCGGAGGAUAGUCCAGAGGGAAAGAGUGCAGAACUGGCUCACCCACCUUGAACUCAUUGAAAGAUAGAAGUGGUAUAUAAAUGGUAGGUAAAGGUAAAGUCACCCCUGACCAUUAGGUCCAGUCGUGGCCGACUCUGGGGUUGCGGUGCUCAUCUCGCUUUAUUGGCCAAGGGAGCCGGCGUACAGCUUCCGGGUCAUGUGGCCAGCAUGACUAAGCCGCUUCUGGCGAACCAGAGCAGCGCACAGAAACGCCGUUUACUUUCCUGCCGAAGUGGUACCUAUUUAUCUACUUGCACUGGCGUGCUUUUGAACUGCUAGGUUGGCAGGAGCAGGGACCGAGCAACGGGAGCUCAGCCCGUCGCAGGGAUUCGAACCGCCGACCUUCUGAUCGACAAGUCCUAGGCUCUGUGGUUUAGACCACAGCGCCACCCGCGUCCCUAUAAAUGGUAUAUAAAUGUAAUAAAUAAGAAGAGAUAGCAGCUGUCAUCAUUGGGGUGUGUGUGUGUAGUAAUGGUCUCUCUACUCCAUGGCACAGGGUAUGUGCAAGUCAGGUGAUUUAGCCCACACCGCAAUUUAAUUGACUAACAUUGCCAUGUAGAACACAAUGUGUUAUGUACUGAGUUGAAUAGGAUCUAAAAGGCAGCAGUCUGAUUGGUCCUAGAACAAUAGGGUCCAGAAUGCAGCAGUCUGACUGGUCCACAGGAGCCACUCAAUCCAGCUCCAGGUGGAAGUGAACCCGCAACCUGAUUGGCCCACAGGUGAAUCCUGGAAUUAGCCAAUCAUGUGGGGCCCAUUGUGUAAAUAAUGUAUAUAAAUCAGACAUUCUGGGGGAACUUCGAUUCCUCCUCACCACUAUGAGCUGAAUAAAGAGCAUGAAAUCCACUCUUGACUCCGAGUAUAUUUCACAAUGGAAAAUAAAGCCCUCAUUUCAGGGACCCCUGGAGUCUUGACGGCUGCUUUCUUGAGGCAGAAUCUCAGAACACAGACUCUUACAGAGACACACACAGGCACACUUCACUCCAGCCCUCUCUCUUUCUUUCCACUAGAUCUACGAUUUCAUGGACCUCCUGGUGGGUGAAAACCCCAAACUGGUCAGUAAAAUCCAGAUUGGGAAGAGUUACGAGGGCCGACCAAUCAACAUCUUGAAGGUAAGUCACUUCUGGGGCAUUUGGACAAACAAACAUCAAUUUCCACUCCUGACCUUCCCACGCCAUGCAGGAGGUGGAACUCCCACAUCUCUAACACAUACGGAUAUAAUGUGUUAAUAUUUCGGCCUUUAAAUAUUGGGUCUCCAACAUGGCACCUGUGGGCACCCCGACUUCUUCAAAUACUUCCUUCUGGCAUUCAACAGGACCCUUGUCCCUCCUAAUUUUUAUGUUUUGAGAAAUUGUUUUUUUUUGGGAGGUUGGUUUUUGGGUGUGUCCCCCCCGUUGUUUCGAGAGUGUGUGUGUGUUUCAAGCACCACCGAUUCUCCUUCUGUGAAAUGGGCAUUUUGUGGCAUGCAUAACAUUUCCUUAGAUUUUUCAAAUGUGCCCCCAGGCUCCAAAGAACUUGCUUUAGGGAAUUAUGAGGUUUAACAAAGUGCUCAGAUUUAUAGGCCUGGAUGCUAAGAUGCCACUUUCAGUACGCAACAUUCCUGGGGAGCUUGCAGGCCCAUGGCUGUACGGUCGCUGCCCUUGGCUCCCUUAAUUCACACACCACCAGCCGAGCAGUUUCAUACUGUGAUAGGAAUUUUGAGGUCUUAGAUAUACGGAAAUGUUCAUAAAUGUUCAUAACCAAGCACGUAUAUAGAUCAGCACAGGAAGACCAACCCGGAACCAUUUUGAUUCCUAAACUGAGCAAAUGUUUUCUCUGCAAGGUCAAAGUGGGAAACCUCCCCAUUGUCUCUUUCCUCACAAAGCCUGUCUUAAGGGCUCAUUUAAGAUAUGAAUAGGGUGUGAGCUGUGACCUGGCCCAGGAACUAAGAAUUUAUCACUACAAAAGACUAGCCAGGCUCCCCAGGAAAUCCAAUCAAGUAACUUCAGAAAUUCAUAUAGACAUGUGAGCUCAGCUACUCAGUAGCCCCUCUGUCUGAGGGAUAAUCCCUGGCAUCCUGAUACCUGAGUGCCAGACAGGUAGCCAUUCCAGAAAUAACAAACCCAGAUGAAGACAAAAGGGUGUGAUUCACUUGGCUGGGAAAUAGGGAAAUGUAAAUAUCUCUUUUGUUACACUGGAUGGGUGUUUCGUGGAGGGCAAGGGGAACCAUGGGGCAGGGUCCAGGAUGCUCAGAUUCCUGCCACCAGACCUCCCCUUUCAUGAUGUAACCGUGAUGUAUGAGUGAUGUAGUUUUUUGGGGGGCGUAACAUGGGGAUUAGCAGCUAAUAAAAGUUUGGGUUCUCUUUUGUUCGGGGCUUCCAUCUUGUUCCACCUUGUGGCAGGUGGUAGUCCUGUCGCGACAGUCUUUAAUAAAGACCAAGCCUACUGGCUGCUGUUUUGCUCUGGUAUUCCUGGCUGGUGUCCUCAUUUUUUUGUCCAAGGGAGCCUUCAGGUUUCUCCGUUAAAAAGCGCUUGAUCAAAAAAUGGGACAUUCCAGGAUCCAGUCCAAAGUCAGGAUGGCUUCUGCAAUUCUGGGAUGCCCCGUUCAAAUUGGGACGGCUGAGGGGCACACACGUAGCUGAAUCCCAGUGUCACUUUCCCGGUCAUUGUGUGUCAUUAAAAGGAUGCCCAAGACCCAGCUCCCCAGCUCCAUGGGGCAUUGCUACAACAGCUGGCAGAGUGGUACUGGACUUGCCAGAGGUCUCCUUGUUCAGGUACAGCCCAUCAGACUUGGAGACAGCCUUGUGGAGGAGAAGGUAGGAAUUCAGAUUUCUCUUUCUCCUCUUUCCGCACAGUUCAGCACCGGGGGAAGCAACCGGCCAGCAAUCUGGAUCGACACCGGUAUCCACUCCCGAGAAUGGGUCACUCAAGCCAGUGGAGUCUACUUUGCAAAGAAGGUAAGGUAAAGGGACCCCUGACCAUUAGGUCCAGUCGUGGCCGACUCUGGGGUUGUGGUGCUCAUCUCGCUUUACUGGCCGAGGGAGCCGGCGUACAGCUUCCGGGUCAUGCGGCCAGCACGACUAAGCCGCUUCUGGCGAACCAGAGCAGCGCAUGGAAACGCCGUUUACCUUUCCGCCAGAGUGGUACCUAUUUAUCUACUUGCACUUUGACGUGCUUUCGAACUGUUAGGUUGGCAGGAGCAGGGACCGAGCAACGGGAGCUUACCCCAUCGCGGGGAUUCGAACCGCCGACCUUCUGAUUGGCAAGUCCUAGGCUCUGUGGUUUAACCCACAGCGCCACCCGUGUCCCUUGCAAAGAAGGUAUUGGCUGCAAUUUAGUCUCAGAGGCACACAUUUCAGAUGGAGGAAGAAGGGCUCAGAGCUCCAUUGGCAACCGCCGUCCAAGAAUGAACCGCCCAUGUUCAGAGAUGCCAAUGCUGUAAGGAUUUCACAACUUCGUGGCUGCAUAUUCACCACUGAAAGCACCCUUCCCAAAGAAUCAUGGGAACUGUAGUCUCCUGCUUAGAGCUACAAUUCCUGGCACCAUCGUGAACUACAGUUCCCAAGAUUCUUGGGUGUGGGUGGGUUUUAAAUGGUGUGCAUGCACCCAAAUGUGUCCAUGUACUAGGGGCACAGAACCCAACAUCUUCAGAAUGUCAUUGUUUAUUUUCUGCUAGAAGUUUCUACUCCUCAAGGCUGCGGAGAUAGACUUGGUGUGGAAUCUCAGAGGGGGGCACCAGGAUUCUGAGAGAGAAGGAGUGCAGCUUCCAUGUCUUGCAUUGCCUUGUUCUCUUCACAUGGAAAUCCAGAGUGAAGCUGGCUAUCCAAAAGUGCAAAUACAUCCUGGUUGGUUUAUAUUUAUGCCAAUCACAGGAUUCAAGGCUUCCAGACCUGUUUGAUCUCUGAUAAAUUAUUAGUUGCAUUUAUUUAUUUAUUCAUUCAGUUUAUAUCCCAUUCUUCCUCCUGAAGGAGCCCAGGACAGCAACUGACAUACAUAGGCAACAUAUAACAAAAAUAGUAUUAUGAGUUUGUAUUGAACUACUUGAACAGUUUGGUUUGAUUUACUUGCAUGCUGUGGUGUUUAUUGAUAGGAUUAUAUUUAUGGGAAUGCUGAUUGCUAAUUUUAAUGCCCUCUUAUCAUUCUGAGCUCCCUUGAACUCAGUGGUGCUGUCAAAAAAGCAACAUUGAAAUAAUAAAUCAAAUCAAAGGUCUUCUGGAGAAAUUGAUCUCAUCUGUAGUUGUGUUUUCCUUCUCCUAACCAUAACAAACACAUUUCUCGUCUAGAGUAGGUGCUCACUACUUAGCAAACACAGACUAAAUUGAAAAAUAUAUUAUUUAUUAUUUUUAUUAUUACCGCAUUUAUUACCUGCUUUCAACAGCGGGUCCCAGGGUGGGUCGCAAGAAUGUAGAAUUCAGAAUUAAAAACAGCCCCAGAACAGUCACAAGAAUAGGGUGGGUCCUGAAAAUGCACCUGUCAGGUGUCAAUGGCCAAUGUGGUGUAAUGGUUAGAGCACUGGCCUUGGACCUGGGUUCAAAUCCUCCCACUUGGCUAUGUUGCUCACUGGAUGACCUUGGGCCAGUCGCUGCCUGUGGCGAUCACACAGGGCCCCUGGACGUUUGAUGGUCUAUUGACCCUGUGCCGCCACUGCAAUUGCUUUUUCCGCUGCCACCACCCCGUAUCUCACGGGGACACACGGCUGUCCAGUCAGUUGUUAACAAAAACAAAUAAUCAAGUUUAUUUUUAAAUGCAGGAACAAGCUUAUGGUUUCAGUUAAUUUUUCUCUUGUCAGUUUCUUAUUCUUAGUUCCUAACAACUCCAAACUGAUUAUUCCAACUAUCUAUCUGACUCCACCUAACAUUUCCUCUCACUCUCUCACAAUACAACUACAGUAGUGCCUCGCAAGACGAAAAGAAUUUGUUCCGCGAGUCUUUUCGUCUUGCGAUGUUUUUCGUCUUGCGAAGCACGGUCCGUCGCAACUGCGCCUCUUCAAGUGGCUUUAAAAAAAAGCGCAAGACGUUUUCGUCUUGUGAAGCAAGCCCAUAGGGAAAUUCGUCUAGCGAAGCAACGCAAAACCGAAAAACCCUUUCGUCUAGCGAGUUUUUCGUCUUGCGAGGCAUUCGUCUUGCGGGCACCACUGUAUACCAACCCACACCUAAACCUCCCUCUUCCUUCUUCAACUUCCAAACCUCAACUCUCAACUCCCAAACCUCAACCGUCAACCUCAACUGACUUUCAAAACCUCCCACUCUAACUUUUAUUCCCCCCUUGCAUUCCCACUGGCCAAUCACAUCACACCCAUUUUAACCCUUUCCUUAUGUCCCAUCCUAGGAGGCAAACGCCACACUGCCUCUCACCCUAACCGACCUCACAGGGCUGUUGUUGGGAUUAAAUGAGAUGGUGGAGAACCAUUUCUGCCACCUUGAGCUCCUUGGAGGAAAAAAAUGGUGGGUUAUUAAUGAAAGAAAGGAAAGAUGGACGGAAGGGUGGAAACGAAGAGUGUCUUUGUCUUUGUCUGAAGAAGCCAGACACACCUCUGUCUACGAAUGAUGACGGACUCCAAGGCUCUGUCCCUAAGCCCUUCUCUUUCAUCCUGUUCAGAUCCUUGAUGGCUACGGCAAGGAUGCCUCCCUGACCUCCAUCCUGGACAACUUCGACAUCUUCCUAGAAAUUGUCACAAACCCAGAUGGGUUUGCCUUCACCCACUCCAAGGUAUUUCUUUCCCUUUCAAGCCUCUGUGUUCAGAAUGAAGCUGGUAGAUUGAAUUACCACCAACCAUUUAGCUUCAGAAGCAGCUCUGGAAGUUCUGAACUUUGUUGAUGGGCCUUUCCUGGCUGUUGCAGAACCGCAUGUGGAGGAAGACAAGGUCCAAGAACAGCGGGUCAUCCUGCAUCGGAGUAGACCCCAACAGGAAUUGGGACGCAGGAUUUGGAGGUAAAGGCUUUUGCUUCCUCAUCCCCCACCCCGAUGGGGAGGCGUGUACCUUUGUGAGGUCGAGCGGAAUAUGAUUGUCUGAAGGGAUCCAAUGCGCCAUGGCAAAUGAUUUGUUGUUGUUUAGUCGUGUCCGACUCUUCAUGACCCCAUGGACCAGAGCACACCAGGCACUCCUGUCUUCCACUGCCUCCCGCAGUUUGGUCAAACUCAUGCUGGUCUUUUUGAGAACACUGUCCAACCAUCUCGUCCUCUGUCGUCCCCUUCUCCUUGUGCCCUCCAUCUUUCCCAACAUCAGGGUCUUUUCCAGGGAGUCUUCUCUUCUCAUGAGGGGGCCAAAGUCUUGGAGCCUCAGCUUCAGGAUCUGUCCUUCCGGUGAGCACUCAGGGCUGAUUUCCUUCAGAAUGGAGAGGUUUGAUCUUCUUGCAGUCCAUGGGACUCUCAAGAGUCUCCUCCAGCACCAUAAUUCAAAAGCAUCCAUUCUUCGGCGAUCAGCCUUCUUUAUGGUCCAGCUCUCACUUCCAUACAUCAUUACUUGUGCCUAAUUGGGGAUGCUGAUGUGGGGUGGAGCACUAUCACUUGGAGGUAGAGCACACAAAGGUCAUAGUUUCAAUUCCAGCCUCCAGUUAAGAACACAGGAAGCGUUUGUGGGAUCAGGCCUGUUCUCACGGAAGUCACUGAGAUGCCUGCUGGAAAACCUCAAGCAGGACCCUAGCACCCUUGGGGAUUCCCCAGCUGGUUCUUUCCACCACUCUUCUGCGUCCAACCAGUCCAUGACAUUUACCAUAGUCAGUUUCCUGUCAACUCAUUAUGGCAAAAUGCAAAACUUCCAGCCACAGACUCCUAGACUGGAGCUAGAGUUCUCCAGCUUGGGUGGCCAUCUGUCAUGGAGGUUUCAGUUGAGAUUCCUGCAUUGCAGGGGGUUGGACUAGAUGACCCUCAGGGUCCCUUCAAACUCUGCUGUUCUAUGAUUCUCUACCAAAAAUUGAAGUGUGCGUGAUUGGGAGGAUGCAGUGCUUUUUUCUGGGGGUACGCAGACCCCUAAACCAGCAGCUCUCAACUUGUGGGUCCCCAGAUGUUGUUGGACUACAACUCCCAUCAUCCCUGAACUCUGGCCUUGCCAGCUAGGGGUGAUGGGAGUUGUAGUUCAAAAACAUCUGGGGACCCACAGGUUGAGAAAGGUUGCCCUAAACAUUUUGUGAAUCUUUGUACUUUUCUCCAUUUACUGUAUUUAUUUCUUCUGAUUUGAACUAAAAAAUUGUGAUUUUCUUGAGUCAAAAUGAGAGUACCCCUAAACAUUUUUUUAAGAAAAAAAGCACUUGAGGGGAUGAGUGAGCCAUGAUAUUGGUCUCAAACCAACAUUUAACUUUAUCGCGUAGACCUGCCCUUAUCAAUUAAUGGGUUUUUAAUGUCCAAAUCAGCGGGUUAUGGAAGGGUUGCAUCAACAAAGUGCCUUAUCUGAAUUGUUCCUGAUCUACAGCAACCAAUGAAACAGUGCUUUUUUGUGUGCAUUACAGAGGCUGGAUCCAGCGGGAAUCCUUGCACCGAGACCUACCGUGGACCCUACCCUAACUCUGAGCCCGAAGUGAAAGCCAUCGUGGACUUUGUGAAGAGUCACGGCAACAUCAAAGCCUUCGUCUCCAUCCACAGCUACUCUCAACUUCUCCUUUAUCCUUAUGGCUACACCAGCAAGAAAGCAGCUGAUCAGGCGGAGCUGGUAGGACUCCAUGGCUCAGUCCCCUCCCUUAGGGACGCGGUGUCUGUAAGGAACCAGCAGUAGACCCCCAGACUCCAUGGCUCAGUCCCCUCCCUUAGGGACGCGGUGUCUGUAAGGAACCAGCAGUAGACCCCCAGACUCCAUGGCUCAGUCCCCUCCCUUAGGGACGCGGUGUCUGUAAGGAACCAGCAGUAGACCCCCAGACUCCAUGGCUCAGUCCCCUCCCUUAGGGACGCGGUGUCUGUAAGGAACCAGCAGUAGACCCCCAGACUCCAUGGCUCAGUCCCCUCCCUUAGGGACGCGGUGUCUGUAAGGAACCAGCAGUAGACCCCCAGACUCCAUGGCUCAGUCCCCUCCCUUAGGGACACGGUGUCUGUAAGGAACCAGCAGUAGACCCCCAGACUCCAUGGCUCAGUCCCCUCCCUUAGGGACGCGGUGUCUGUAAGGAACCAGCAGUAGACCCCCAGAGGGGUCAACCUGUGCAGCUCCUGCUGAAUCCCCAUUUCAGCUAACUCCACACCCCGACCCACAAGGCUCACCCUUUGUAAGAUCAAAUCACUCCUCCACCUCACCACUCAGCUGGAGUUGGGUCACUGCCCCACGUUCUCCAAUGGACUUCCCCUUCCAAAAGCUGGAGAAUGAAUCCCAAGCUAUCAGGGAACCGUCUCCCAUCACUGAUAAAACCUCAGCUGGCCAUUCUGAACUACUAAAAAGCCGUCACUUCUGACAGCAGCUGAAUGAAACCCAAAGUGAUGGGUGUGUCUCUAGAGUGACCUCUUUAGAACAAGAGGGGUAAGAAGAAAGAGAAGCACACCUGGGAGACAGCAUAUAAGGUGUGUUGCUUCUUGCGAAGUACCACCAAAGCAGGAGGACAUACAAAGAUAGGGACCCCAAGCAUGAAAACAUUUCCUGUAGAGAAAGAGGAGCUGGCCUAGCACAGAAAGCAGAAAACUGUGUAAGGAAAAAGUGCAGAAAUUAAAAUACAAUGGUACCUCGGGUUAAGAAAUUAAUUCGUUCCGGAGGUCCAUUCUUAACCUGAAACUGUUCUUAACCUGAGCUAAUGGGUCUUCCUGCUGCCGCCGUGCCACCACCGCACGAUUUCUGUACUCAUCCUGAAGCAAAGUUCUUAACCCGAGGUACUAUUUCUGGGUUAGCGGAGUCUGUAACCUGAAGCGUCUGUAACCUGAAGAGUAUGUAAACCAAGGUACCACUGUAAAGGUAAAGGGACCCCUGACCGUUAGGUCCAGUCGUGAUCGACUCUGGGGUUGUGGCGCUCAUCUCGCUUUAUUGGCCAAGGGAGCCGGCGUACAGCUUCCGGGUCAUGUGGCCAGCAUGACUAAGCCGCUUCUGGCAAACCAGAGCAGCGCACGGAAACGCCAUUUACCUUCCCACUGGAGCUGUACCUAUUUAUCUGCUUGCACUUUGACGUGCUUUCAAACUGCUAGGUUGGCAGGAGCAGGGACAGAGCAACGGGAGCUCACCCUGUCGGGGGAUUCAAACCGCCGACCUUCUGAUCGGCAAGCCCUAAGCUCUGUGGUUUAGACCACAGCGCCACCCGCUGAAGGGGGUAAAUUCUCCCCCCACAAGCCUGCAUCUCUUAGGUCACCUUUGUUAUGUAGCAGUUCUCAUCCCAUGCGUUUGACCUUUCUAGAUCUCACGUUUUCUUCCUCUCCUUCUGCCCCUUGUUCCCUUCCAGGACGCUCUUGCUCAGAAGGCAGUCGAAGCCCUUACUUCUCUCCAUGGAACCAAAUACAGAUAUGGUAGCAUCAUCACCACCAUCUGUAAGUGACCAAACUUGUGAAAACAACUGUGGUCCUCCAAGCCGCCAGGGGGCAGUCAACUAUUUUGAAUUGAACUCUACCUUCUCUUAGAGUAUAGUUUUCUAUGGAGGUUGCAGUACUGGUGAUGCUCCAAUGCACAUCAUAGAAUUGGAAGGGACCCUGAGAAUCAUCUAGUUCAACCCCCUGCAAUGCAGGAAUAGGCAGCUGUCCCUUACGGGAAUUGAACCUGCGACCUUGCCAUUAGCAGCACCAUGCUCUAACCAACUGAGCUAUCCAGGUGAUAUACCAUCGAACUGUUAAUAUGCUGUGCUACUUGGCUGAAGACUGGCAGGGCCAGUUGUAGAUGCAGCAGUUAAUGAGUACAGAUGGGCAGGAAUCAGGACAGAACUGGUAUUUACAGUACACAGUAUGGUCUAUUCACAAAAUAUGGCUUUCCUGGACAUAAGUCUUUUCUACAAAUUUUUUUAGGCCAAAUGCAACCGCAUUCAUUUAGGCUACGCCUGCAAGAUUCAUAUGUGGCUGCUCUGUACAGGUGAAAAACUAGAGAUUCCUGUGUAACGCUUAAUUUGCUGACAUUUUGCUAGGAGAAAAGAGGUUAGAAGGAGCGUGUGGAAGGGACUUGGUUGGGGAGAGAUGGAUUACAGAAGACCCAAGAGAGAAAUUCCCAUCCUCUGGAUACCAGAAACAUCUGACUUUCUCUGGCUUUGAAAAGCUUCUCUUAAAAGUCUCUCCUACACGAUCCAGGUUUGAUUCAUAACCAUGAAGACUAGAAACCCACUUGCUUUUUAGAAUGCUGAAUGUGCUUCUUAAGGCAUCACACUUUUAUUAUUUCUGAAGUCAAAUGUAUUCCUAGAUGAGAUAGCAAACAACCCAGAGUCCCCCCUCUAAGCAGGUGUGUUGAACUGGGUCCAAGCCUUAUGUCAGCUGUGAACAGCUUGGAUGCCAAGCUGCCUAUUAAAGAGGAUUAACAGAGUCUACCCUUUACUUUCAACCAGAACCUCAGCAGUAACGCUGAGUUUCAAAGCAUGCACAGGACGGAAAUUAAACUUUUCCAGACGGGAAGAGUAGCAAGAGUUGUAUAGAAGAGAUGUGAUGCGGUUGCUUUCUUUUGUGUACCCAUUUCCUUGAUCUAGACCAAGCAAGUGGUGGAACCGUCGACUGGACCUACGAACAAGGCAUCAAAUACUCGUACACCUUUGAGCUGCGAGACACGGGCCGUUACGGGUUCAUGCUCCCUGCCAGCCAAAUCAUCCCCACCGCUGAGGAGACAUGGCUGGCCCUGAUGGUCAUCAUGGAACACACACGAGAUCACCCCUAUUAG
This is a messenger RNA of Podarcis lilfordi (Lilford's wall lizard), 16502 nucleotides long. Lineage: Eukaryota; Metazoa; Chordata; Lepidosauria; Squamata; Lacertidae. The record is from the annotation of a GenBank genome assembly.